GGGGUUGAGGGGGAGGGGUAGGGGAUUAAAUAGGAGAACCAAAAAAAAAAAAAAUUGGACCGGUUUGGCCCGGCCCGGCCCGGUUUGGCCCGGAACCGGAACCGGAACCGGCCACCGGCGGUUCGGGCUCGGGCCUCCCCUUUCCUGGCCCGAGGCCCGGCCGGGCCCGAACCGGCCCGAGUCCAGCACUAGUUACGGAGAAGGAUAAUAAGUCUGUUGGAGAUAACUCAAACUGAACUACUGAAAAGUCUUAAAAAGAUAAGACCAGAGAUCCUCAAAAUUAUGAAACUGCUUGAAUAUUCAAGAUCAGGGAAUGUGUUGUUUGAUAGGAGGGUCAAAAGGCUUCAGAAGAAAUUCAAACAUCUUUCGCGUAUGGCGAAUGAAAAAAAAUCUUCAGCUGAAAGCUAAAGACGCAGAAACUUCAAGGAACCAAGCAGAUCUUGAAAACAAGGAUCACUUGCUCAAGAAGAUAGAGAAAGAUAUCAUAGAGCUAAAAGUGGCUCUUGAGCAAUUGCAGAAUGGAAGGAAUAAACUACAUAGUAGAUUGGAAAUGGCAGCAAAGCAAGAUUCCCCCAAGUUUUUUUCAGGGGUCGAGGGAAGAUGCCCGUAUUGCCCACCCCUCGGACUGGCCAUGGACUAAUGCAGACAUGGUUAGCAUGGUUGAUCACAAGGAAUCAGUGCAAGAGCAAGUUCAUCAGCAAAGUAAAGCAACAGAAGUGGAGAAAGAACUGGUAUAUCUUUGGUGGUGUAAUGCUUGCUUGAGGCAUGAGCUGAUGAAAAUGAGUCAAGCAGAUGCACCCAAUUGAUACAGCUGAAAAACAUGGAGAGUUUGCGGAUUUUUCAUCUGAACAUGAACUAAGGAUGCAUUCUAUGACUCCGGAGCACCAUUUAGCUAAUUGCUUAGCCGUCCCAAUCAGCGAGCACCUCUCACGACCGUUCAAAACGGGAAAGGUGGGCUGAGAAAAUCAAGAAGUGGAGGCAGACAGCUAAGCAUAAUAACUAAUAAUUAGAUGGAUGAGAAAGAGAAGCAUGAGACAAAGUGCUUGGAAAGCAUUCACAUUCUGUUGCUUCUCGGGAUUUAGUGCUUCCUGCUGCAAGAAACUCAUGCAUGCUUUAGUGUGCUUUUAGACCCGAGUUUAACUCAUGUCAAUUAUGUUAGGGGUAACCAUUUUUGGCAUAGGACUGUGUAAGUACUAGGAGAAUAUUAGGAUGAAAGUUCAACCACCCCCUCAACGUUAAAUUGUCUGGCCGCAGAUUCAUCAGUUUACUCCAUAGAAUGACUCGUACUAAUAUUGCAAACGACCUUCUUUAGUUUGAGCUUACACUACAAAUAGUGAAACACAAAUGGUCAUUGUAACAAGUUAUGCAACAAAAUAAUUAGAUAUUAACAAAGGUUGUGUCAAUUUCUU
Molecule: messenger RNA, 1409 nt
Organism: Cuscuta epithymum
Lineage: Eukaryota; Viridiplantae; Streptophyta; Magnoliopsida; Solanales; Convolvulaceae
Source: the annotation of a GenBank genome assembly